CUUCUAUUUAAUGAGGCACAUCAACUGGAUUUCCACACACGAACGAUGCUCCCCACCGAACUGUAUAACCUCAUUAUCGACCAUCUCCAUGACUCCAAGCCAUCCCUCUUAGCAUGCUCCCUCGUCUGCUGCGCACGGGUCCCCGAAAGUCGUUUUCACGUCUUCCACAAAAUCCAACUCCGUCGCGACACAGAUUCGUUCUUCCAGUUGUUCGAGAGCCCCCAUGCUACCCUCGCUUCGGCACAUAUACGCGAGCUUAAUGUCGCGCAGAAUUCCGUCACUAGAGGUGGAAGUCCCGCAGACCUGCUUGAUGGCAGGACGUUCCAGGGCGUCUUGACUCGAUGUCCAAUGCAGAGAAACUGAGUAUUGGACAUCGAUUCAAGAGUGUGACCGAGCUCCGGUUGUGGAUGGUUGUUUUCCAGACAGAUGAAGAGUUCCAAGCUCUGAUCACUUCG
This is a messenger RNA of Guyanagaster necrorhizus, 455 nucleotides long. RefSeq lists its product as uncharacterized. NCBI's taxonomy places the organism in Eukaryota, Fungi, Basidiomycota, Agaricomycetes, Agaricales, Physalacriaceae. Bases 46 to 363 code for a protein of 105 amino acids. The transcript is spliced from 2 exons. The record is from RefSeq and is a predicted model, not a curated record.